This is a messenger RNA of Suillus bovinus, 664 nucleotides long. RefSeq names its product thioredoxin-domain-containing protein. The record is from RefSeq and is a predicted model, not a curated record. The coding region runs from base 93 to 587 and encodes 164 amino acids. The transcript is spliced from 4 exons. NCBI's taxonomy places the organism in Eukaryota, Fungi, Basidiomycota, Agaricomycetes, Boletales, Suillaceae.
AGCAACGUAGCCCACUGGGACAUAUAUAAAGCCAUCGCCCACAGAGCAGCAUCUCUCAAUUUCUCACAUCCCAUACUUCAUCUAGUCUCAUAAUGGUUGCCGAGAUCUCCACCAAGGCACAGCUCGAGGAGUUGACCAACGAUGCCAGCAAGCUCACCGUCAUAGACUUCACUGCGAGUUGGUGCCCUCCUUGCCAGGCGAUUAAGCCGAUUUUUGAAGGCCUCGCGAAUGAGAACGACAGCGUGAACUUCGUCAAGGUCGACCUCUCGGAGGGAACGAACGAGCUCGCCACUGAGUACUCCGUCACUGCUAUGCCAACUUUCAUUUUCCUGGUAGGCAAGGAAGAAGUGCACAGGAUCCGUGGCGCUAACCCGAGUGCCCUCAAAUCGACUGUCGCCCAGUAUGCUAAACCUGCAUCUUCUGGUGGGUUCUCUGGACAAGGCCGAACCCUUUCGGGUAAAGGCGGAUCGUCCGCACCUACUCACAACGUGUCAAACAGCUUAACCACCGUAUGGUCAAACACGAGCCCUCAAGCGAAAGUUUUAAUUGCACUUUGUGCAGCAUAUGUAUUUUUCUGGCUGAUAUAGAAAAGAAUGAGUUGUAGGUCAGGUUUCACGCUGGUGUACUACGAUACAAGCAAUAGCAAUCAGAUUUAGGCUUGAUG